ACGGUUUAGUUGACGGGUGGGUCGCAAGACAGCAGCACCCAAUUUGUCGUCACGUGAGGUCACAAUGGUCCCUGUUGGUUUCGUCGUCGACGAGCAGCGUCGUUCGGCCAAAAACAUCUGAAUAUUCGUGGCAAGCCGACCUGGCGUCCGAGUCGCGUCGCACGACAACCAACGACAAGACAAGAAGACAAGAAAAUCUCGACGAGACUCGCCUGAUAUAUAUUAAAAGUUUAGGUACAAAAUUCAUUACUCAAGAUGACAGAAUAUUGGCUGAUAUCGGCGCCGGGAGAUAAAACCUGUCAGCAGACAUGGGAGACUAUGAACAAUUUAACAUCCAAGCAGCACUCUUUGUCGGUAAACUAUAAAUUUCAUAUUCCGGAUCUGAAGGUUGGAACGUUGGAUCAAUUGGUUGGCCUGUCGGACGAUCUCGGCAAGCUCGAUACGUAUGUAGAGCAAGUGACACGUAAAGUGGCAACAUACCUGGGAGAGGUUUUGGAGGAUCAGAGGGACAAGCUGCAUGAGAAUCUGUUGGCCAACAAUAGUGAUUUACCUUCGUAUAUAACUCGAUUUCAAUGGGACAUGGCUAAGUACCCCAUCAAACAAUCUCUAAGAAAUAUCGCGGAUAUUAUCAGUAAACAAGUGGGACAGAUUGAUGCCGAUUUGAAAACCAAAUCCACGACGUACAACAAUUUGAAAGGCAGCUUGCAAAAUCUCGAAAAGAAGCAGACAGGAAGUUUAUUAACGCGAAAUUUAGCGGAUCUGGUGAAGAAGGAACAUUUUAUACUGGACAGCGAAUAUCUGACCACUUUGCUCGUAAUUGUACCGAAAUCCAACUUUCAAGAAUGGCACGCAUGCUACGAAAAAUUAACGGAUAUGAUUGUGCCGCGCAGCACGCAACUUAUUACUCAGGAUUCGGAGUACGGAUUGUUCACGGUCACUUUGUUCAAAAAAGUGAUGGACGAAUUUAAAUUGCAUGCUCGCGAAAAGAAGUUCAUCGUGCGCGAUUUUACAUACAAUGAAGAAGAAUUGGCAGCAGGAAAAAAUGAAAUUACAAAGCUAGUAACGGAUAAGAAGAAACAAUUCGGACCGCUUGUCCGCUGGUUGAAAGUAAACUUUAGCGAAUGUUUCUGUGCUUGGAUCCAUGUUAAAGCUCUGCGCGUAUUUGUUGAAUCUGUUCUUAGAUAUGGUUUACCUGUUAAUUUCCAAGCAAUACUAUUGCAUCCGCAUAAGAAAUGCGCCAGGCGAUUACGUGACGUUCUGAAUCAGCUGUAUGCUCACUUAGAUUCGUCCGCUACAUCUUCAGCGGUGCAUAACCAAGAUAACGUGGAUAUACCAGGACUAGGUUUUGGCCAGAGUGAUUAUUUUCCGUACGUAUAUUACAGGAUCAACGUCGAUAUGGUCGAUAAUAAGGUCUAAUUUUCUUCUUCCAAAAAUGUCGCACUUUUUUAUUUAUUUGGAUGACAAUUCUAUCGGAAAUUUUUGAUAGCAGAGGUGCCUACAAAAAUUUCUUGUUCAUAUGUAUAAAAAAUAAUCCCCACUGUUUCCAAGAGAGAGAAUUCUUUCCUUACAAAAGUUUUCCUUUGUUUACUAUUAAAGAAAAUAAUCGCGUGAAAUAAUCGCAUCAUUCACGAAUGUAUUAUUUUUCUAAAUCGAGAAAACGUGCGUAACAAUAAUUUUUUGUUUUGUUUUGCAUUCCUUUAUAUAAUAUUUCCUUCAAGUAUUAAAUAUAGAGAAAAGAGCUAUACAUAUAUGUGUGAUAACAGAGAUUAAAGUCUCUGGCGAUGUUUAAUCACAUGAUUUGUAGUUACGAAACCAAGUUAGCGCGCCAAGAGACGCAAAUUUAUUUGAACUCUCCGGAACAACUUUUUGAUUAAAAAAGAAAAUGUAAAACAGUCUAUAUUUUAUAUGCUGACGCGCAAUGAAAUGUAUACCGUGUCUAAAUAGAAUUGCUAAAUGCAUAUUUCUUGAUUGUAUUAUAUAGAUUUGAGGCGCGUUUUGUUAACAUAUAAGAAAUGGUGGCUUAAAACACAAACAGAGAUAUAUCUUGUUAUAUCUAUAAAUGAAAUGUUAAAAAAACGUACUAUCGUUGAACAAUCUAAACUUAAAAAAUAAAAAACUCUUACUCGUAUAAUUUCACAUGUGCAUUCAGUUGCGUUUACGUUUUUAUCUAAUUCUUCAAUCGUUAAAAAUAUAAUUGAUCAUGAUGAAAAAAAUAGAUAUAUCUAAUUAUUAUCGUUCCUAAGUAACUGCACUACUUUUGUUGAUUAUUUAAAGAUCAGAGUUGAAUAGUUACAAGUUGGCUCUGCAAACUGCACAAAAUUCAUCAUGAGAACAUUAUGUUGCAAACGUGUAACGCAAGAAAAAGCAUAUAUAUAUAUAUAUACAUAUAUAUAUAUAUAUAUAUAUAAAUAUUUGAAACAUUCAUGUUGUUGAAAUACAGUGUAAAUUUUGCUCUUGUACAUAAAAUUCCGUGUACAGCAUGGUUUCAUAUAACAUAAAAAACCUCAUGUAUGUAGUUUUAGUUGCAAAUUUUAGAUUCGUUAAAAAUAAAAUCCCUAUAAAAGAGACCAAACAAAGUUUCUGAUCAUGCGAAAAGUCUUACUCUAGCAGAAAUCAAUGACAAUAUCGAUCGAAUCGUUCCUUACAUCAAUCCCCUUCGAAACAAAAUGUAUAAUAAAAAAAAAA
This is a messenger RNA of Pseudomyrmex gracilis, 2685 nucleotides long. RefSeq names its product V-type proton ATPase subunit C (gene Vha44). The record is from RefSeq and is a predicted model, not a curated record. Gene Ontology annotation, biological process: proton transmembrane transport. The transcript is spliced from 8 exons. NCBI's taxonomy places the organism in Eukaryota, Metazoa, Arthropoda, Insecta, Hymenoptera, Formicidae. The coding region runs from base 256 to 1416 and encodes 386 amino acids. Gene Ontology annotation, cellular component: vacuolar proton-transporting V-type ATPase, V1 domain; lysosomal membrane. Gene Ontology annotation, molecular function: proton-transporting ATPase activity, rotational mechanism.